Messenger RNA from Saccharomycopsis crataegensis, 1158 nucleotides. RefSeq names its product flavohemoglobin (gene YHB1). The record is from RefSeq and is a predicted model, not a curated record. The transcript has a single exon. The coding region runs from base 1 to 1158 and encodes 385 amino acids. Gene Ontology annotation, molecular function: heme binding; FAD binding; nitric oxide dioxygenase [NAD(P)H] activity. Gene Ontology annotation, cellular component: intracellular anatomical structure. Gene Ontology annotation, biological process: nitric oxide catabolic process; cellular response to nitrosative stress. NCBI's taxonomy places the organism in Eukaryota, Fungi, Ascomycota, Saccharomycetes, Ascoideales, Saccharomycopsidaceae.
AUGUCUGCUGCUCCUCAACUCUACGAAAUCAAAGACCUUACCAUUCCACAAAAGGAUUUGAUCAAAGCAUCUAUCCCCAUUCUCGAACUGUCAGGGGUUGACCUCACCAAGGCUUUCUACAACUACAUGUUGGAAACUUACGCAGAGGUCAAGCCUUUCUUCAACGAAACUAACCAAAAGAAUUUCAGACAGCCAAAAGUCUUGGCAUUUGCCUUACUCAAUUACGCCAAAAACAUCGAUGACUUGGCCCCAUUGACUGCGUUUGUUCAACAAAUCGUCACCAAGCAUGUCGGUUUGCAAAUUAAAGCAGAACAUUACCCAAUUGUUGGUAACUCUCUUAUUAGCACCAUGGGUAAACUUUUGGGCCCUGAAAUUGCCACUCCAGAAUUCGUCACCGCCUGGUCGACUGCUUAUGGUAAUUUGGCGCAAAUUCUUAUCAACGCCGAAUGGGAACAGUAUCAAAAGCAACCAUGGAAUGGUUUUAAAGAAUUCACUGUCACAAAGAUUGAGGAAGAAGCCAAGGAUAUUAAAUCAGUAUACUUCACCCCAUCUGACGGUUCCAAAAUCAGUUUGCCAUUGCACGGUCAAUAUUUGGGAUUCCGUUUUACCAUUCCUGGUGAUGAUAUUGAAAAAUCUAGAGAAUAUUCCAUCUCCCAGUAUCCAAACAGCAAUGAAUACAGAAUUUCUGUGAAGAAAUUGGACGAAGGAAAAGUUUCCACUUAUAUCAAUGAGCAAUUGAAAGCAGGAGACAAGUUCAAGGUUGCUCCGCCAAACGGUACCUUUACUUACCAAGACUUCACCAACGAUGUUUUGUUAUUUGCCGGGGGGAUCGGUAUUACUCCAAUCAUUCCAAUUCUUGAAAAAGCUUUAGCUCUGAACAGAAAAGUGACCUUAUUCUACUCUAACAAAUCCCAAGAGCAAAGACCAUUCGGUGAAUAUUUCAAAGAACUCCAAGGCAAAUACAACAAUUUCACAUUCAAUGAAUUCUUCUCCAAUGAGAACAAUAGACUCAGUGCCAAAGACUUCGAAUUUUCUCAUAAAGACUUUGAUGUUUACAUGCUUGGGCCAAUUGGAUACAUGGACUUUGUUCGUGAAGAAUUGAAGAAGCACGAUAUCACCGAAAUCCGUUCUGAAUUCUUUGGUCCAACCAACGUAUGA